CACCUUCUGCCAUGAAUUCUCUCUGGCAGCAGGGAGAGGUGGACACAGAUGCCUGCAAAUGCUGAUUCCCACCAUGUCACCCCCACCGGGAGCUUCGCAGGCGAAAGGUGUGUGAAACGUGGCGCAUCAGGCCCAGAAGGGGCCAGAGGGUACGGGUCUCUGCCCCUCUGCCCUGAGAGGGGGCUGACUCGCUGCCCCAGGGCCCAGGGCCAAGCUGCCCCUGCUGCUGACUCAGGCCCCACUGGCCAGCUCAGCAUUCCUGCCCUCCCCACUGAAUGGGGCUAUUGAAGCUCUUUGUAGAGGGAGGUGAGGCCACUGACCACACCCCCAACCAGAGCCUUCGCUAUGCUCUGGGCUCUGCUCUCAGGGGCAACACAGGCCCUGGGUUCAGUCUGAGAGCACUCUGGCUGCCGCUGCUACUCUGGGGGUGUCUGGCACCCACGACGAUCCCAGCCCUGGCUGCUUUUUCAGGAAUGGGGGAGGGCCGGGUGCCAUGAAGCCAGUGCGGGCUGUCCCACUUUGGUGGGUGCUACUGCUGGUGUCCAGGCUGGGGGCCACCAGGAAGGGAUCCCCAGAAGAGGCCUCCUUCUACUAUGGAACCUUCCCACUUGGCUUCUCGUGGGGCACGGGCAGUUCUGCCUUCCAGACAGAGGGAGCCUGGGACCAGGAUGGGAAAGGGCCCAGCAUUUGGGAUGCCUUCACUCACAGUGGGAAGGGAAAGGUGCUUGGGGAUGAGACAGCAGAUGUGGCUUGUGAUGGUUACUACAAAGUGCAGGAGGACGUCGUUCUGCUGAGGGAGCUGCAUGUGAACCACUAUCGAUUCUCCCUGUCUUGGCCUCGGCUCCUGCCCACAGGCAUCCGAGCCGACAAGGUGAACAAGAGGGGAGUCAAGUUUUACAGCGACUUCAUCGACGCCCUCCUCAAGAGCAACAUCACCCCCAUCGUGACCUUGCACCACUGGGAUCUCCCGCAGCUGCUCCAGGUCAAGUACGGCGGGUGGCAGAAUGUGAGCAUGGCCAACUACUUCCGUGAUUAUGCCGAUCUGUGCUUUGAGGCCUUUGGGGACCGGGUGAAGCACUGGAUCACUUUCAGUGACCCUCGGACGAUGGCAGAAAAAGGCUAUGAGACGGGCCACCACGCUCCCGGCUUGCAACUCCACGGCACAGGCCUGUACAAGGCGGCACACCAUAUCAUUAAGGCCCACGCCCAAGCCUGGCAUUCCUACAACAGCACGUGGCGCGGCAAGCAGCGAGGUCUGGUGGGGAUCUCAUUAAACUGCGAUUGGGGGGAGCCCAUGGACAUCAAUAGCCCCAAGGACAUAGAAGCCGCCGAGAGAUACCUACAGUUCUGCCUGGGCUGGUUUGCCAACCCCAUCUAUGCCGGCGACUACCCCCAAGUCAUGAAGGACCGGAUCGGGAAAAAGAGUGCAGAGCAAGGCCUGGACAUGUCAAGGUUACCGGUGUUCUCGCUCCAGGAGAAGAGCUACAUCAAAGGCACAUCUGAUUUCUUGGGAUUAGGUCACUUUACCACUCGGUACAUCACAGAAAGGAACUACCCCUCCCGCCAGGGGCCCAGCUACCACAAUGACCGUGACUUAGUAGAGCUGGUUGACCCGAACUGGCCUGACCUGGGGUCGACGUGGCCACAGUCUGUGCCAUGGGGGUUUAGGAGGCUUCUCCACUUCGCUCAGACUCAAUACGGCAACCCUCCCAUCUAUGUGACAGAAAAUGGAGCAUCUCAAAAACUACACUGUACUCAAUUAUGUGAUGAGUGGAGAAUUCAGUACCUUAAAGGCUACAUAAACGAAAUGCUAAAAGGUGGAAAGUUGGUAUCUCAAAGCCUUGGAAACUUGUGCAGUCAACAAUCAGAUGCUUGCUGCAGAGCCGUUACUAAGUCACAUGCAGAUGGUGACGGAGAUCGUGGUACCUACAGUCUGCACGCUUUGCAUCCUCAUCUCCGCGCUUCUCCUGAUGCUCCUCCUUCAGAGCCAGAGCUGAGACAGGGUCACCCAUUUUAUAGAUCCAUCUUUCGUAAAGCAUGCUCUGGACACUCCUCCUUUUUCUGCCUUGAAGGUUUAUAUACAUUUCUGGUUUCAGGCUCUGUGAUAAUGGGGUUGUUUUGCUGUUGUUUUGUUUGUUUUGGCUUGUGCUAGGAUUUAAAAAUUAGAAAAUAAAAACAAACAUGAAUGAAGUAAAAAUCACCUGUCAGAGUCAGUAUUUUGCUGUCUAUUAUGCAUCUACUUCCACUUUACAAAAAAGGAAUCAUAGUGCACAAAUUAUUUUGUUACUUGAUUUUUUUCCUUUUAAAAAUCUGUCCAGUAAUAUUACUUUCAUGUGGAAAUAACUGCCAUCUUAGCACUGUCCUACACAGGAUGGACAGUCAAUCAUCUGCACAUAACAAUCCCUUCAGGUUCUAAAUUCUAUCAAGCAACCAGGGAAACGCAUUAGGUGGGUACCAAGUAAAUGAGCACGUACACUUUUCGGAGAUAAACUUUCUUCCACUAAACGUAAUUAACUUCAUUGAAGUACCUUAAGGAAAUAGGUCUAAUAUCUUCUCUGUGCCUAGAUAUUCUGUUUUGUUUUGUUUUUUUAAUAAAGGUCCAUUUUACUCUUAACUAAGCUAAAUUGAUAGAAUUAAACAAUAUUUAUUUGGAGAC
This is a messenger RNA of Acinonyx jubatus (cheetah), 2656 nucleotides long. It is a transcript of the gene LCTL, whose product is annotated as lactase like. Bases 494 to 2152 code for a protein of 552 amino acids. Gene Ontology annotation, molecular function: beta-glucosidase activity. The transcript has 13 exons. The record is from RefSeq and is a predicted model, not a curated record. Lineage: Eukaryota; Metazoa; Chordata; Mammalia; Carnivora; Felidae. Gene Ontology annotation, biological process: carbohydrate metabolic process.